AGAAAAAGAAGAGUGCGGGGUACGAUUCCCGCUCUAAUUCCGUAAUUCAAUACAAAAAGAGCGCCAACAAAAAAUCUGCUUCUCUCUCUCUCUAUUUAUGCUUUUCUUUGAUGUUUUCGUUGCGGAUUACCCGACCCGCACAGAACCGAAGCGAAGAUAGCAUCACAAAUGUUCGGUAGAAUCAGGGCAUCGACUUCGUCACUGGAAACCUUAGAGGGUUCUCCUUCCAAGAUUCUCAAAGAUGACACCUUCUCCAUCUACGAGGCUACUCUCAUGAAGCUAAAGAUUGGUGCGCGACUUGAUACAAGUGAGGUUAUAGACGAUUCUUCAGUUAUUUCACCUUGUGCUAAAGAAGCAAGUCCGCCAGAUUUUAAUCCAGAGAGCACUUCAUGUUCCGAGAAAACCAUGAUGGACACAGAGUCUGAUAACUCUUCUCCCAGGGUUAGUGAUAUUCUUUCCGGUGAGAACUCAGAACAGCGAAGACCAGUUAAUCUUACCAUUCUAGAUUUCUAUAGAGUGGUGAAUACCGGACAUGCAGAUGUUUCAUCUUCUGCAAAGACAACAACUUCAUCGGAGAAUGGAAGUUCUGAGUCUAUCUCGUCAAUUUCUGUUGACUAUGAUUGCAGAAAUGAAGUGGUCGGUGUCCAAAUUUUGCAAGAUUGUGAAAUGUCGGAUUAGAGUUGUAUUUAUCAUGACCUGGAAGCAAUGAAAUGAGCAACACAAAUAUGUAUACCUUCCACUGUUCCAUGCAAAUUAUUUUCAGCUGUUGUAUUAUAUCCCAUUCUUCUGUUUACAUUCAGGUGUGGACCAGUUUUGUUUCAAGCAGAAAUGCUAGUUAAAAUCUUUUGCCUGUUUCAGCCAUUA
This is a messenger RNA of Vigna radiata var. radiata (mung bean), 864 nucleotides long. RefSeq lists its product as uncharacterized. Lineage: Eukaryota; Viridiplantae; Streptophyta; Magnoliopsida; Fabales; Fabaceae. The transcript has 2 exons. The record is from RefSeq and is a predicted model, not a curated record. The coding region runs from base 169 to 678 and encodes 169 amino acids.